Molecule: messenger RNA, 1510 nt
Organism: Tupaia belangeri chinensis (Chinese tree shrew)
Lineage: Eukaryota; Metazoa; Chordata; Mammalia; Scandentia; Tupaiidae
Gene: TUBB4B
Product: tubulin beta 4B class IVb
Biological process (GO): microtubule-based process
Cellular component (GO): microtubule
Molecular function (GO): GTPase activity; GTP binding; structural constituent of cytoskeleton
Source: RefSeq, a predicted model, not a curated record
UAUAAGCAUUGGCGGAGCGUCGGUUGUAGGACUCUGCGCGCUCGCUCGCUGUUGUGUCAGUCCUGCCACCUGCGCCGCCGCCGCCGCCGCCGCCGCUUUCGCCAUGAGGGAGAUCGUGCACUUGCAGGCCGGGCAGUGCGGCAACCAGAUUGGCGCCAAGUUCUGGGAGGUGAUCAGCGACGAGCAUGGCAUCGACCCCACCGGCACUUACCACGGGGACAGCGACUUGCAGCUGGAGCGUAUCAACGUGUACUACAACGAGGCCACCGGUGGCAAGUACGUGCCCCGCGCUGUGCUCGUGGAUCUGGAACCCGGCACCAUGGACUCCGUGCGCUCUGGGCCCUUUGGGCAGAUCUUCAGACCUGACAACUUCGUUUUUGGUCAGAGUGGUGCUGGGAACAACUGGGCCAAGGGGCACUACACAGAAGGUGCAGAGCUGGUGGACUCGGUGCUGGACGUCGUGAGGAAGGAGGCUGAGAGCUGCGACUGCCUGCAGGGCUUCCAGCUGACCCACUCGCUGGGCGGGGGGACCGGGUCUGGGAUGGGCACCCUGCUCAUCAGCAAGAUCCGGGAGGAGUACCCCGACCGCAUCAUGAACACCUUCAGCGUGGUGCCCUCGCCCAAGGUGUCGGACACCGAGGGCCUGUUACACCUCUUCUUCCGCACCCGGGAGCUGGCCACGCCCACCUACGGGGACCUCAACCACCUGGUGUCGGCCACCAUGAGCGGCGUCACCACCUGCCUGCGCUUCCCGGGCCAGCUCAACGCCGACCUGCGCAAGCUGGCCGUGAACAUGGUGCCCUUCCCGCGCCUGCACUUCUUCAUGCCCGGCUUCGCGCCCUUGACCAGCCGGGGCAGCCAGCAGUACCGCGCGCUCACGGUGCCCGAGCUCACCCAGCAGAUGUUUGAUGCCAAGAACAUGAUGGCCGCCUGCGACCCCCGCCAUGGCCGCUACCUGACAGUGGCCGCCGUGUUCAGGGGCCGCAUGUCCAUGAAGGAGGUGGACGAGCAGAUGCUCAACGUGCAGAACAAGAACAGCAGCUACUUCGUGGAGUGGAUCCCCAACAACGUGAAGACAGCUGUCUGUGACAUCCCCCCCCGUGGGCUAAAAAUGUCCGCCACCUUCAUUGGCAACAGCACGGCCAUCCAGGAGCUGUUCAAGCGCAUCUCGGAGCAGUUCACGGCCAUGUUCCGGCGCAAGGCCUUCCUGCACUGGUACACGGGCGAGGGCAUGGACGAGAUGGAGUUCACCGAGGCCGAGAGCAACAUGAACGACCUGGUGUCCGAGUACCAGCAGUACCAGGACGCCACAGCCGAGGAGGAGGGCGAGUUCGAGGAGGAGGCUGAGGAGGAGGUGGCGUAGGCUGCGUGCUCGCGGGAAAAGCGCGGAGCGGGGUGAACUCUUUAUUCGCUCACGGCCUGUCUCCUGGUAGUCACGUCUCUGUGUACCUGCUGCCCUCGUCUCGACCUCAUGCUGUACAGACGCCUCCAUUAAAGCAUUUUCAUAGUG